UCCAGUGAGUUAACAGCGCAAGCAGAGAACAAACACAUUUUGCGUGGAAGAAGCAAUCUCAUAUUCGAAGUAAAAAGUGCUAGGAAGUGAAAAUUUUAUUACGUUCUGCAGAUUUUUCUAAAUCAAAUUUGUUGUAGUGACAAGUAUUGAUUGUUGUAGGAUAAACUUUGUCCAUCGUAAAAUAUAUUCAAUUAAUUUAUCGGUUGACUAGAAUACGGUUUUAUGAAUAUGCCCUCGUCGAAAAUUCGGAACGUGUUUCUAGUGUUCGCCGUACUCGGCAUUUCCUGUCUGAUGGCCGGCCCGGCUGAAAAUGAAAACAGAGGUAGCAUAGAUCCGCGACUAGCAGAUGUUUUGCAAGGUGAUAUUACUACGGUCGAUCCAGCAAAUGAUACAACAACAAAACCGACAACCCCGCCAACGACAAGCACAACGGUUACUCCUGAUACCACCACUGAUUCCAACAAAAAUACAACUACACCAUCUACAACAACAACAUCAACAACUACUACUAGCACAACGCCGGCGACAACUUCAACCACCCCGGCCCAGAACACAACUACUUCCGUUCCAACUCCAACUCCGUCGCCGACGCCAUCUCCUAGUCCCACGACAUCGACUACAGUCGCUCCACCAACUCCCCAUUGUAGACACUUCGACGGUUAUUCGUUCGUUGGUGGAAUGAUCCUCGCGUACGGCUCUCUAGCGAUCGGUUUGGUUCUAUGGAAGUUCUACAAGGCCCGCACCGAACGAAACUAUCAUACCCUUUAAGAAACCAGAAGGGAUGUAGAUUUUAAACCGAUAUGAGGGAGGGUGAGUAGGCUGCCAGUUGUCGACGUCCAGAGAGUUUUUUUUUCAGUUUCGAGAAAGACGUUUCGUUUGCUUUGUUUUUUUUUUUGGAAAAUUUGACUGAAUUGGAAUUUUAUUUUAUCUUGAUUCUCAACAACGAUUCGUUUCUUCAUUUAAAGUAGACUAAAUAGAUCGGAGGACUGUUGCUCAAUAAUUCAAAUGCAAAAAAAUAACUAUUGGAAUCUCAAUUGACAAAUCUAAGCUCGUUCAAAUAGUUUUGAGCUAUUUUAUUUCUAUCAUAAAAAAUAAACGCGCAUAGUCAGCAGAAUUUUAAUCUAUUUUAUUUUGUUGGGCUGAGCUCCGAACUACAACCAAAAUACAUCUGGUGUUAUAGAUCAUUUAAAAGCGUGAAACAAUGCAACUGUUUCACUGUAGCUACCGCUAUCGUCGAAUAACAGCACGAGAUGUUCUUUGUUUGAUUUAUAUUUGCUUCGUAGCGAAACGUGUGUACUUUACGUUUUCGCUGCGAUAAGAAAUCGGAGAACAAUUUGUUAACAAUGUUGUAUUUGCUUGCUCAGAUCGUAACUUUCAAUUGCGAUAGAUCUUAUGUUUUUCAUAUUCUGUGAAAGGGUAUGUUAUCUGAUGCAGGAUUAGUAAUUUUGCACAUUUUUAAGAAAAAUUUUGCUCUAUUCUACAACUUGUGAUUUCAUGGAUCUUUAGAUUUGAAUAUUUUUAAAUUCCUAAAAAAUAUGGUUCAAUUUAAAAGUAACCAAUUAUAAAUAAUAUAUUUCCUAAAACAAUGCAUUUAUUAAAACUAGUUUUGAAUGUUUUUUUUGUGCAGGCAUGUUCAGUCGAAUUUAUAAGUUAUUUUGUCAGUUAACUGCAGAAUCUAGUACGGAAUACUACUUAAACUCAGUUCAUUUUGUUUAGUUGAAACAGAUUAUUCCAACAUUUACGAUAAAAACUGUUUGUUAUUAAAGAAUGCAUCAUAUGACUAGAAAAAAUCUCUAAUCUUCUUGUGUCAUAAGAAUUACAAUCAUGGAACCAACAAACAUCAAUAAUUCAAACCAUUAGCAGGAGAUGAGCCAAGGAAAAUGAUGAAUAUAAGUCUGUAAAUAUAGUUGAAAAUACUGAACGCUGGUGAAUAGCAGCAUCCAAAAUAAUCUCGUCAAUAUUUUGCCCGUUUACUGAAUUCGGUCUCCAAAAUAAAUGUUUAUAAAUCGCAUUGGGAAAAACUGAAAAAAGCAGACAGCCAACAUAAAUUGGAUAAGAUAGGGUCCACAAGCAAGCUUAUAAACCUUAAAUAGACUCACUUGGCUGAGCAUCAUCAGUCCAAAUAUGAAACUCAUAUGGGGAUAGGUAAGAACUCCCUAGAGAUGAAUUUAAAACUUAAUAGUAAUGCAAAACGAAUCAAAAGAUCGAUUAGAAAGGAUGGAAAGUGCUCUUAAUAAACAAACAAAUAAAACUGAAAAAAGUAAUUCAGAAAAACGAUUUGAUUCCAACAAUGCACGAACGUAACCAAAUCUAUUUUAAUUUAAAAACUUAUCAUGAGUGCUAUCUCGAUAAAACAAAAUAUAUAUCCAUCCUAUUUGUAUCUGUUUCGGACACUUAAUGCUUUUGGACGCGUUUUUCCCUAGCAAGGAUUGAUCCUUAAUCCUAUUAUUUAGUGUAUACCUUUACACAUACAUAUAUGAUAAGCAAUUUAUCAUGCAUUGAAUUUCCGGUAACUAUUGGAGAUGAAUUUAGAAGCUUUUCAUACUAUUUGCACCUCAGAGAAUCUUAUUAUUAUUCACUGUUGGAUUAUAGUAUCUAUUAUGUAUGUUGUCUUUGGUAUGGAGGGGAUUCUUGUAAUAAUGGUGAAUUGGUACUGUUCAGUCUUUUUUUUUUCUUAUCAAAGAAUAAAUAAUUUUUUUAUUGACAUAGUAA
Malaya genurostris is the source of this 2712-nucleotide messenger RNA. RefSeq lists its product as uncharacterized. Gene Ontology annotation, cellular component: cytoplasmic vesicle. The transcript is spliced from 3 exons. The coding region runs from base 223 to 768 and encodes 181 amino acids. Lineage: Eukaryota; Metazoa; Arthropoda; Insecta; Diptera; Culicidae. The record is from RefSeq and is a predicted model, not a curated record.